CUUCAGCUCAAAUAGCGGGACUGUCCACCUUACACGUGGUGAUGAUUGCCGUGGUGCCAUCUGUGGUACUAGUGGGAAUAUUAGCGGGAAUUCUGGGAUACCGGCGCGGCAGAAAGGAACAAAGCGACGACCUUGAAUUAGAAGACUUUGAGAACUUCGACUUUCAUCCCGAUAUUCUAGAAUUAUCUAGAGAUUUGUACGGGCCAUCACCCCCACCUGCUCCGCCUGUGCCGGCUCGGCCACAGUUCCUGGAGUACGAGGUUAACCCGACUGAUCUACAACUGAAUGAAGAGAUCGGCAGAGGUGCCUUCGGUAUCGUCUUCCUUGCGACUUUAAAGAGAGCUGUUGAUGGUCUUCUCACGGAACAAACAGUGGUGGCCAAAACCGUUCAUGAGAAUGCCAGAGAAGAGGAGAUACAGAAUUUUAUACAAGAGGUCGACACCACCAUCACCCUGAGGCAGCACAUCAACCUGCUCGGUUUGGUGGGCUGUUGCACGCUGUCCCACCCUCCCUACCUGGUGACGGAGUACAUGCCGUAUGGGGACCUCAAGAAGUUCUUACUCAAGUGCAGGAAGUUGGGUGAGAGGCUCCAAGACAGCAUGUAUGACUUCGACGACAUGAAGAUCUACCAGGUAGCACGGCAGAUAGCAAAUGGAAUGACCUACAUUUCCCAGGCUGGUUACGUGCACGGCGACCUGGCUGCCCGGAACGUGCUGGUAGGAGAGGACCUGGUGGUGAAGAUCGCAGACUUCGGCCUGACAACAAACAUCUACGAGCGAGGCUACCAGCGGCAGGACGCGGAGCAGAAGAUCCCCCUGAGGUGGAUGGCGCCGGAAAGGCUAAUGCGAGAGGGCCGGUACACCAGCAAGAGUGACGUUUGGUCCUUCGGUGUGGUGCUGUACGAGAUCGCUACGUUAGGGAACGUGCCCUAUCCGGGUCGGGAACGCACGCUCCUGGAGGAACUCCGCACAGGGUACCGCGAACCACGCCCGCCUGGCCUCAAACAAGAACUGUACGACAUGAUGCUGCGGUGCUGGCAAUGGGAGGAAGAUGAUCGCCCGGAGUUUGAGGAGCUUUACGAUGAGCUGGACGCUGAGGUAGAAGUGAUGGCCGAGGAUUACUUCAAACCCGGUUCCGGCUCCCCAGUGGGGGGUCAGAAUCAGGCAGCAGAAGCUUUUGAAACCUCGUACGACGUCCCAAAGUCGGGCCGGAUGGGGAUGCAACUCCGCGUCACUGCAGACGUCUACAACAGCGAAGAUCGUGAUGAAGUCGACUCGCUCUCGUCCUCCAAUGCAGAAGCCAGUUCCGCGCCAAUAGAGAAGGAUGUGGACACUGAUAAUGAUACCCAUACAGCAGUUAACAAGUGCAAGGCCACGCAGCAAGACACCCUCUCGGAAAGUGAAGACCACGACAAACUACAAGUGGAAUCCUCCAUCCCACCGGGUGCAGCAAGUAUGGAUACCAACGACAGUUCCACCGACUCCGAGCUGCCAGAGCCAGCGAAUGUGCAGAAAAGUGAAACCCCGGCUACAAUUGAGGACAUCUCCGGUGAUGCUGAAGAAGAAAUGCCUCCAACAACAGAAGAAACUGUGCAUUGAUUCUCGCUGUAAUUACAGGCAAAUCAUGAUAUGGUACGUCUUUUUUGCAUAAUUCAUGAUCAAAUCUAAUUCUCACGCCCAGU
Messenger RNA from Branchiostoma belcheri (Belcher's lancelet), 1681 nucleotides. Its product is annotated as tyrosine-protein kinase SRK3-like. Gene Ontology annotation, molecular function: ATP binding; transmembrane receptor protein tyrosine kinase activity. The transcript is spliced from 7 exons. NCBI's taxonomy places the organism in Eukaryota, Metazoa, Chordata, Leptocardii, Amphioxiformes, Branchiostomatidae. Bases 42 to 1598 code for a protein of 518 amino acids. Gene Ontology annotation, cellular component: signaling receptor complex. Gene Ontology annotation, biological process: cell surface receptor protein tyrosine kinase signaling pathway; positive regulation of kinase activity; protein phosphorylation. The record is from RefSeq and is a predicted model, not a curated record.